AUGCUGUUCCUGCAACUUGUGUUGCUGGUGGUUCUCCUCCCAGGUGGUGACAGUGAAGAUGCCUUCCAGGAGCCAAUCUCUUUCCGAAUCCUCCUGACCACAUCUUUUUACAGCCGUUCCCGGACACAAAAUCAAGGCUCAGCUUGGUUGGAUGAGCUGCAGACUCAUGGCUGGGACAAUAAGACUGGUGCUUUCAUUUUUCUGCAGCCUUGGUCUAAAGGCAACUUCAGCAAUGAGGAGCUGUUGGAAGUAGAAAAGUUAUUCUACACAUACUCCGUUAGGUCUCCUUCAACAUAUCAUAACCAUGUCAGGGAAUGGCAGCUUGAAUAUCCCUUCCAGGUACAGCUGGUGUUAGGCUGUGAUUCCCACUUUGGAGAAACAUCAGUAGGCUUCAUGCGGAUUGCUUAUCAAGGAUCAGAUCUCGUGAGUUUCCAGAACACAUCAUGGUGGCCAUCUCCAAAGGGAGGAAGUAGGGCUCAGCAGGUCUGCACAGUAUUCAAUCAGUACCAGGUUUUCGAUGAAAUAGUAUACAAAAUCCUCAGCGACUCCUGCCCCCGGUUCCUGUUGGGUCUUCUUGAUGCAGGGAAGACAUAUCUCCAGCGACAAGUGAGGCCAGAGGGCUGGCUGUCCACUGGCCCCAGUCCUGGUCCUGGCCGUCUGCUGCUGGUGUGCCAUGUCUCGGGCUUCUACCCAAAGCCUGUGUGGGUGAUGUGGAUGCGGGGUGAGCAGGAGCAACAGGGCACCCAGCGAGGUGAUCUCCUGCCUCAUGCUGAUGGGACAUGGUACCUUCAGAUGUCCUUGGAUGUGAAAUCCAGGGAAGCAGCUGGCCUGUCGUGCCGAGUGAGACACAGCAGUCUCGGAGGCCAGGACAUGGUCCUCCACUGGGAGCAGCCCCACUCCAUGGGCUUGGUCUUCCUGGUGGUGACAGUGCCCCUGGUGCUUCUGGCAGGUCUGGCGUUGUGGCUCUGGAAGCACUGGCCACUCUAUGUGUCCAUGAAUAGUGGUGAGGGCCUGUGUCUGGGGGCUACAAAUCAAUGUCAGCAGGUAGGCCAAUCAGUACAGACAGACUCCGAGAAUAAUGAUGGACCUUUUGUGACUGAUGACCCCCGUGGCAGUGUGAGUGGAGACAUCCAUAGCUAG
Molecule: messenger RNA, 1140 nt
Organism: Odobenus rosmarus divergens (Pacific walrus)
Lineage: Eukaryota; Metazoa; Chordata; Mammalia; Carnivora; Odobenidae
Product: T-cell surface glycoprotein CD1a-like
Exons: 6
Coding region: 1-1140 (379 amino acids)
Biological process (GO): immune response; positive regulation of T cell mediated cytotoxicity; antigen processing and presentation, exogenous lipid antigen via MHC class Ib
Cellular component (GO): external side of plasma membrane
Molecular function (GO): endogenous lipid antigen binding; exogenous lipid antigen binding; lipopeptide binding
Source: RefSeq, a predicted model, not a curated record